This is a messenger RNA of Oryza brachyantha (malo sina), 1340 nucleotides long. Its product is annotated as stem-specific protein TSJT1-like. The coding region runs from base 130 to 876 and encodes 248 amino acids. The transcript has 4 exons. The record is from RefSeq and is a predicted model, not a curated record. Lineage: Eukaryota; Viridiplantae; Streptophyta; Magnoliopsida; Poales; Poaceae.
CGCUCACCCUCCCGCCUACUAGCAACACGGUACACCCGACGUGCUCUGGCCGUGGCCGAGGCGAAGGUGAAGGAGCGGAGGCGAAGGUGAAGGAGAGGAGGUGGAGGGUGUGAGUGAGGAGGGAAGGAGAUGCUGGCCGUGUUCGACCGGGCGGUGGCGCCGAGCCCGGAGGGGCUGCGGCACCCGGGGGCGGCCGGGGACGGCGCGGCGGGGCUCGCCGGCCGGUUCCGUGAGGCCCACCCCGGCGCGGUCACCGUCGGCCUCGGCCCCGGGGGCGGCACCACGCUGGCCUACUCGUCCCACGGACAGAGCCCCCUUCUCCCCAGGUUGUUUGCUGCCGUGGAUGAGAUCUUCUGCCUGUUCCAAGGCACGAUCGAGAACAUCGCGGUGCUGAAGCAGCAGUAUGGAUUGCACAAGGGCUGUACUGAGAUCAACAUCAUCAUCGAGGCGUACAGGACAUUGAGGGACAGGGGGCCUUACCCUGCAGAUCAGGUUGUGAGAGACAUAAAUGGGAAGUUCGCAUUUGUCCUCUAUGAUUGCUCCAACAAUUCCGUCUUCAUGGCUGCUGAUGCUGAUGGCAGCGUUCCAUUUUACUGGGGAGUUGAUCCUGACGGUCGUCUUGUGGUUUCUGAUGAUGAUGAAAUUGUGAAGAAGGCCUGUGGAAAAUCCUCUGCACCAUUCCCUAAAGGCUUCUUCUUCACCACAUCUGGAGGAUUGCAGAGCUACGAGCACCCUAUGAACGAGGUGAAACCAGUGCCCAGGUUUGACAGCAAGGGAGAGGUAUGUGGGACAACUUACACGGUCGAUGCAAAGGCGAAGAAGGACAGCAGCAUUCCUAGAGUUGGCAGCGCUGCAGAUUGGUCUUCACAAUACUAAGCAGUGUAAAUCGUCAGAAGCAGCAUAUGGUAUGAUGACCUAGAACCUUUCUGCAAUUACAUGGAGCACUAACUAAGAUCCUGGGUUGUUUACGGUUUCAAGUGGCAUGUGCCAUCUAAAAUGUUCAUCUGGAGGGUCAACCUUGUGCUGUGCUGUUGUCUGAACUACUGCCCUGUCCAACCAUUACUGAAGAAUGAGAGCUUGGGUCUUAAAUUCCAAUAAAAGGCAAUGCUUUGCAGAUGUGUAAAUAGAUGUUUUGCUUACUACUGCAAUAUUGCUGAACAAACAGCAUAUUUACAUCUAUGGCUACAGUGAAUCAUCCCUAACAAUGUGUGUUCCGUAUGUAAUUAGUAUUAUCUUCCCUUCUGAGUGAUUGAGGUUCAGUGCCAUAAAUAAGACCAUGACUUGUUUGCAUUUUCCCAUACUUGAUACUUCUCAUGAUCCUUGGUAAGCAUGUGUAGAAA